GGAGGAUGGCGGCGGCCGCGCAAGAUGGCGGCCCCGGCCGGGGCCCCGCGCCCCCCCGCCCGCCUCCCGGCGCCCGCGGCUGCCGCCACUAUGAGCGCGGCUGCCUCCUCAAGGCUCCCUGCUGCGAGAAACUUUACAUCUGCCGCCUGUGCCACGACAGCGAAGAAGACCAUCAGCUGGAUCGUUUUCAAGUGAAAGAAGUGCAGUGCGCCAGCUGCGAAAAACUCCAACAGGCUCGUCAGAGUUGCGAAGAUUGCGGCGCCUUGUUCGGAGAAUAUUACUGCCACAUCUGCCACCUGUUUGACAAAGACAAGAAGCAGUACCACUGUGAGGAGUGUGGGAUCUGUAGGAUCGGUCCCAAGGAGGAGUUUUUCCACUGCUCCAAGUGCAACCUCUGCCUAGCUCUGAGCCUCCAAGGGAAGCACAAGUGCAUCGAAAACGUGUCUCGGCAGAACUGUCCGAUCUGUUUGGAGGACAUCCACACGUCACGGGUCGUCGCUCACGUGCUGCCUUGCGGACACCUCCUGCACAGGACGUGUUACGAAGCUAUGCUAAAGGAGGGCUACAGAUGUCCACUCUGCAUGCACUCGGCUUUAGACAUGAGUAGGUACUGGCGCCAGUUGGACGACGAAGUGGCCCAGACCCCAAUGCCCACGGAGUAUCAGAACAUGACGGUGGAGAUUCUCUGCAACGACUGCAGCGCCCGGUCCACGGUCCAGUUCCACAUCCUGGGCAUGAAGUGUAAGAGCUGCGAGUCGUAUAACACGGCCCAGGACGGAAGCUGCGGCAGUCCGCUCCAGCAGCAGUGACCGGACAGGACAGGGCAGGGCAGACGGGCGGCUCCACCUUUCCUCCGUCCCACAAGAAACCGUCCCCCGCCAGCCCGUCGCUCCGUCGGGUCACAAACUUCGCGUCGGUGUUCGUGUGUCCGUAGACGCGCCCGCUAAAUAAAGUCCCAUCCCAGCUCCUGAAGGGUCAGGAUCCCGUGGAGGGGAUUUCGGACUCUGUGGGUCGGUUGAGGGAAGACGGGGCCGGUCGAGGGGGGCUGCAGGAGGGCUACCCUUCCGGCCCCUUCGUCGGUCUCUCGUAGAGCUGUGCUUUUCUCGUGCUCGGGGCCUUGGGCUUUAAGAGCGGCGAGCCAUAGGAGUAGAAUCGAUCUCGCCAUUCCAGUCUAAUUACCUCCACUUGAGAAUGUUCCAGAGCGGUCCUUCCAAUGCCGUACCCGUGCGUUUCGUUGUAGCUUACCCCAAUAAAAUUCUUCCAGACUCAACCCUCAACGUCAA
Messenger RNA from Ornithorhynchus anatinus (platypus), 1283 nucleotides. RefSeq names its product ring finger and CHY zinc finger domain containing 1 (gene RCHY1). Gene Ontology annotation, cellular component: nucleus. The record is from RefSeq and is a predicted model, not a curated record. Gene Ontology annotation, molecular function: ubiquitin protein ligase activity; zinc ion binding. Bases 6 to 809 code for a protein of 267 amino acids. The transcript is spliced from 9 exons. Lineage: Eukaryota; Metazoa; Chordata; Mammalia; Monotremata; Ornithorhynchidae. Gene Ontology annotation, biological process: protein ubiquitination; ubiquitin-dependent protein catabolic process.